This is a messenger RNA of Purpureocillium takamizusanense, 3042 nucleotides long. It is a transcript of the gene EXO1, whose product is annotated as Rad2 nuclease. Gene Ontology annotation, biological process: DNA recombination; DNA double-strand break processing; mismatch repair. The record is from RefSeq and is a predicted model, not a curated record. Gene Ontology annotation, molecular function: metal ion binding; DNA binding; 5'-3' DNA exonuclease activity. Lineage: Eukaryota; Fungi; Ascomycota; Sordariomycetes; Hypocreales; Ophiocordycipitaceae. Gene Ontology annotation, cellular component: nucleus. Bases 501 to 2708 code for a protein of 735 amino acids. The transcript has 3 exons.
CGUCGGUUGGUGGUCCUUGCCGCCAGACCCUCUCCGCGCACUUACCGGGAUCUGGCGUGUCUGCUUGCUCUGAUUCCUUCAACUACUAACCUCGGCCGCUGCCUCCUCCAUCUUCAGCUUCAACCACAUACUCUCCUGGUUUGCAUCUAUCGUUUCACCGCCAGUCCGACGCGCAUCGCUGCACCGUCCCCUGUCCCGCCGCGGCCAAUCUGCUUACGCUCCGUGCGCCUCUUCGACUGAUGCUGCUCGGCGUUCCGUCGCGUGCUUCGACCAUCGACCGCGUCUUGUGAUCCCGGACACGUCUUCGGGCCACACGACGUCAUUAUACUAGCUGACGAUUCCACGUCUGCACCCCGGAGUGCCGCGACAUUUGAUUGCUGGGCUUAGCGCAGCCUUGGCUAGGAGGAGCCUCGACGGCUGUUAGGGUAGUUGGUUAAGGAGUGAGCCAUUGGCUCCAAACACUCGCUUGGUCUGGCAAGUGCCAGCCUCCAGUUUGGACGAUGGGCGUCUCUGGACUGCUGCCGCUCCUCAAGUCCAUCCAGCAUCCGCUGGAGCUGACAAAAUGCAAGGGUGAAACACUCGGCGUUGACGCGUAUGGCUGGCUUCACCGUGCUGCAUACUGCUGUGCUGCUGAACUGGGCCAGGGCAAACCUACCAAGAAGUAUAUAAACGCGGCCAUGCACCGCGUCCGGAUGCUCCGUCACUUUGGCAUCACUCCGUACAUGGUCUUCGACGGCGACUACCUCCCGAGCAAGGCAGCCACUGAGGAAUCCCGAGCACACAAACGAGACGAAAGAAUGAAGCUGGCUCGGGAGCUCCUCAAGGCAGGAAAGCCCACUCAGGCAACCCAGGAGUUCCAAAGAUGCAUCGACAUCACCCCUGAGAUGGCUUCUGCCGUGAUCCAACUGCUAAAGGAAAUGGACAUUCCGUACGUCGUGGCUCCGUACGAGGCGGACGCGCAACUAGUCUACCUCGAGCGCCAAGGCCUCAUCAGCGGCAUCAUCUCGGACGACUCUGAUCUUCUCGUCUUUGGAGCCAAGAGGCUCCUCACUAAGCUCGACCAGUACGGCAACUGCAUAGAAAUUAAACGGCGUGACUUUUGCGCGUGCCGCGAGGUCUCGCUGACUGGCUGGACGGAUACCGACUUCCGACGCAUGGCCAUCAUGAGCGGCUGCGACUAUCUUGAUGGACUACCGGGAGUUGGCCUGAAGACUGCAUACCGUAUGCUGCGAAAGUGCAAGACACCUGAGCGGGUCAUUCGAAUGCUGCAGUUCGAGGGGAAGCGCGUCUCGGAGAACUAUUUGACGCAGUUUUACCAGGCGGAGCUGACAUUUCUGCACCAAUGGGUGUUCUGCCCGACCAAGAAGGAGCUCGUGCACCUAACAGAACUGGGAGAGUCAAGGACGGCCGGGGAGAUGCCAUAUAUUGGUUCAUACGUCGAGCCGUCACUUGCAAACGCCAUCGCGGCAGGCGACGUCAAUCCCAUCACGAAGGAACCGCUUCGGCCCCCAACGACUCCUUCUAAGCGGAGGCACUCUCAGACCUUGGCGACGCUGCCCGGGAAACUGCCUGCAAAGCCUAUAGGCUCGUACUUCAAGGGGCACUCCCGAGUCCCAAUGGGCGAAAUGGACCCAAAUUGCUUCUCUGUUGACCCUCAACGAGUCGCACAGAUCACGGACGGAGGGAUGGUGCCCCGUGUCUUUCCACUGCCCAGGCCGUAUCUGGACGAGGCGAAUACUCUUACAAGCACCGUCUCCUCGAGGACAGCUCCGGCCCCGCGAACCUCGCCUCGUCUUCAACGGCGGCGAACAGAGCCCAUCGCCAACGUGCUUGCUUCGCUCUCCAGCAGCCCUGCACCGACCCGAUCUCUGCGUGAUGUGGACGUAUCCGCCGGACCCCUGCUCACGGCUGAGGCGGCGAAUAGACCAAAGAAGAAGGCGCGACUUUGUCAUGAAGUUGACGACGGCUCGCCCAAGAAUAGCAAAUUCUUUUCUGUUCCGCAGCGCAAGAGCCCCCGACGGGCCAAGAGCGAUGCUUACCUUCUGUCAGAUGAUUCUAUUGAGGAAGCCCUCCGUGGUCUUCCUGACAUUGAUGGAUGGAAGCUCACCUCAAAACCCGUCAAGUCUAUUUCAAUUUUCAACGACAACAGUCAAAAGACUGUCCAGGACACGCAGACCACCGUCGCUGGAUCACAAACAGAUGCUCCGGGCAAUGAGACACCAGCCUCGUCGAUCGAGAUGGCCAUGCCUUCCCGAGUUCCGGCCAAGCCGCUCCCUGAGCACUCUCGGACAACCCGGACGCCUAACGGCCUGAGCCGCUUUUCCUUCUCCUCCCAAUCCUCGGACACGCCUGGCUCUUCCGCGUCGCAGCAAUCGUCCAUAUUCAGCGCAGCAUCCACUGCCUCCACGGCGCCCUCCACCAGCCGAUCGAGGCUCACGCCUCUUCAGCGGUUGGGUGCCAGAGCUACAAGUUCUUCUGCGUCCCCGCAUAUGAUCAAGUCGAAGCCGAUGGGACAGGUCGCCCGCAAGGGUCCGCCUGUGAACCCGUCAUUUGUUCCCCUGCCCAGAGUGGAUCUCGACGAGGUGGAGGCUCUCAACAGGCCAUGCGGGAGCGAGGAUCAGCUCGUGCCUGACAGCGACGGCGAGGCUGAGGACGAGGUCGAGCUGCCCCCGAAGAAGCUCAAUCUCUCUCGGUUCGCAUAUUCCUAACCGUGGCAGCCCCCGCCGCGGCCGUUACAUCUUGACGUGUCAUGAUCGUGCAUUGCCGGCGUUUGGUAGCCUGCUUUACUGUAUACACUAUGCUGCGGAAGUAGUCAUGUCCUUAGCGCCUUGGCUGUUGCCAGUGCCUUAGUAUAAUGGGCCAGUGGCCGGGAUUGCAUAGCUUUUCGAUAAUGCAAGGAGGAUUGCGGCGGACAUGCGGGUCCCGUCUCUGGCGAGGACAUAGAACGGACCGAGUAUCCUAUGUGGAACACAACCUGUCAGCUAGGCGUUAUGGAUAGGUUCACUGUGCAAAUAUACUAAGGUGGCCAGGCGUUUUGAUGUC